Struthio camelus australis is the source of this 1697-nucleotide messenger RNA. Lineage: Eukaryota; Metazoa; Chordata; Aves; Struthioniformes; Struthionidae. The record is from RefSeq and is a predicted model, not a curated record.
AUGAGGGCGGCUGGGCUAAAUGUGGAUCUGGGCCCUUUGCAGGAGGUGCUGGGGGAGGAUAAGCUCAUGGCCAUCCUGAAGGAGAGGGACGAGCCCAGGGCACAGGCCGCGUUCAGGGAGGUGCUGGGGGAGGAUAAGCUCAUGGCCAUCCUGAAGGAGCGAGAGCUGAAGAUCUACUGGGGGACAGCCACCACCGGCAAGCCGCAUGUGGCCUACUUCGUGCCGAUGUCCAAGAUCGCAGACUUCCUGAAGGCAGGAUGCGAGGUGACGAUACUCUUCGCUGAUCUCCAUGCUUACUUAGACAACAUGAAGGCCCCCUGGGAGCUGCUGGAGUUGCGUACCCGCUACUAUGAGAACGUGAUCAAAGCCAUGCUGGAGAGCAUUGGGGUGCCCCUGGAAAAGCUGAAGUUUGUCCGGGGCACUGACUACCAGCUCAGCAAGGAGUACACGCUGGACGUGUACCGCCUCUCGUCCGUGGUCACACAGCACGACGCGAAGAAGGCAGGAGCCGAGGUGGUGAAGCAGGUGGAGCACCCCUUGCUGAGUGGUUUGCUCUACCCAGGCCUGCAGGCCCUGGACGAGGAGUACCUCAAGGUCGACGCACAGUUUGGAGGAGUUGAUCAGAGGAAGAUUUUCACCUUUGCAGAGAAGUACCUCCCUUCUCUGGGCUAUGCCAAGCGCGUCCAUUUGAUGAACCCAAUGGUCCCUGGUCUAACAGGCAGCAAAAUGAGCUCAUCGGAACAGGAGUCAAAGAUUGACCUUCUAGACCGCAAGGAGGAUGUGAAGAAGAAGCUGAAGAAGGCUUUCUGCGAGCCAGGAAACGUGGAGAACAACGGUGUCCUCUCCUUCAUCAAACAUGUCCUCUUUCCUCUCAAGUCAGAGUUUGUGAUUCUGCGAGAAGAAAAAUGGGGAGGAAACAAAACCUACACUGCCUAUGAGGCCCUGGAGAAGGACUUUGCUGAGCAGGUCGUACAUCCUGGAGACCUAAAGAACUCGGUGGAAGUGGCCCUGAACAAACUGCUUGACCCCAUCAGAGAGAAAUUCAACAACCCAGAGCUGAAGAAGCUAACCAAUGCAGCAUAUCCUGACCCGUCCAAAGCCAAGCCUGCAGAGAAGGGCACCAAGAACUCGGAGCCAGAAAACGUGGUCCCAUCCCGGCUGGACAUCCGUGUUGGCAAAGUGAUCAGCGUGGAAAAGCACCCUGACGCCGACAGCCUGUACGUGGAGAAAAUUGAUGUGGGCGAGCCCGAGCCUCGCACCGUGGUCAGCGGCCUCGUGCAGUUUGUCCCCAAGGAGCAGCUGCAGGACAGGCUGGUGGUGCUGCUCUGCAACCUCAAGCCCCAGAAGAUGAGGGGUGUGGAGUCGCAGGGCAUGGUGCUGUGCGCUUCCAGUGUGGGGGAGCCACGGCAGGGAGACGGGUGCCGCGCUGGGGAGCGCGUCUACGUGGAGGGCUACGAGGAUGGGGAGCCUGAUGACGAGCUCAAGCCAAAGAAGAAGGUCUUUGAGAAGCUGCAGGCCGACUUCCACAUCUCCCAGGACUGUGUUGCCCAGUGGAAGCAGAGGAACUUCCUGACCAAGCUGGGGAGCAUCUCAUGUAAAACCCUGAAGGGGGGGAGCAUCAGCUAAUAAGCAUCAGAGCCACCGCUCAUACCUCCUGCCUGGCUCCCUCUACCACUCCGGCCAGGCGCUCCUCCCUG